Molecule: messenger RNA, 2805 nt
Organism: Epinephelus fuscoguttatus (brown-marbled grouper)
Lineage: Eukaryota; Metazoa; Chordata; Actinopteri; Perciformes; Serranidae
Product: tripartite motif-containing protein 16-like
Exons: 2
Coding region: 150-1826 (558 amino acids)
Molecular function (GO): protein binding; zinc ion binding
Source: RefSeq, a predicted model, not a curated record
GAUCUACAGUUUGAACCAACAUGGUGGUGAAGUGAGAGAGCUGACAGGCCCCAUUCACUGCACAAACACAUGCUGUUUAGAUCAGAGCUCAAACUACUUUCAGUUCUGAGAAAGUGAAACUCAGACAGUCGUUGUCACUGAGAGGUGAAAUGGCGCAGAAAGGAGUUCAGCUGGACAGAGAAACCUUCUCUUGUUCCAUCUGUCUGGAUCUACUGAAGGAUCCGGUGACUAUUCCCUGUGGACACAGCUACUGCAUGAACUGUAUUAAAACUCACUGGGAUGAAGAGGACGAGAAGAAAGUCCACAGCUGCCCUCAGUGCAGGCAGACCUUCACACCGAGGCCUGUCCUGCUGAAAAACACCAUGUUAGCAGUUUUAGUGGAGGAACUGAAGAAGACUGGACUCCAAGCUGCUCCUGCUGAUCACUGCUAUGCUGGACCUGAAGAUGUGGCCUGUGAUGUCUGCACUGGGAGGAAACUGAAAGCUCUCAAGUCCUGUCUGGUGUGUGUCGUCUCUUACUGUGAGCAGCACCUUCAGCCUCAUUAUGAUGUAGCUCAGUUAAAGAAACACAAGCUGGUGGACCCCUCCAACAAGCUCCAGGAGAAGAUCUGCUCUCGUCAUGAUGAGGUGAUGAAGAUGUUCUGUCGUACUGAUCAGCAGUGUAUCUGUUAUCUCUGCCCUGUGGAUGAACAUAAAGGCCACGACACAGUCUCAGCUGCAGCAGAGAGGACUGAGAGGCAGAGAGAGCUGGAGGUGAGUCGACAAAACAUCCAGCAGAGAAUCCAGGACAGAGAGAAAGAUGUGAAGCUGCUUCAACAGGAGGUGGAGGCUAUCAAUCGCUCUGCUGAUAAAGCAGUGGAGGACAGUGAGAAGAUCUUCACUGAGCUGAUCCGUCUGAUGGAGAAAAGACGCUCUGAUGUGAAGCAGCAGGUCAGAUCCCAGCAGGAAAGUGAAGUGAGUGGAGUCAAAGAGCUUGAGGAGAAGCUGGAGCAGGAGAUCACUGAGCUGAAGAGGAAAGACGCUGAGCUGAUGAAGCUCUCACACACAGAGGAUCACACCCAGUUUCUACAAAACUACUCCUCACUGUCACCACUCAGUGAAUCUACAGACUCAUCCAGCAUCAGUAUCCGUCCUCUGAGGUACUUUGAGGAUGUGACAGCGGCUGUGUCAGAGCUCAGAGAUAAACUACAGGACGUUCUGAGAGAGAAAUGGACAAACAUCUCACAGACAGUGACUGAUGUGGAUGUUUUACUGUCGAAUUCACAACCUGAGCCCAAGACCAGAGCUGGAUUCUUAAAAUAUUCACGUGGAAUCACACUGGAUCCAAACACAGCACACACAAAGCUGUUAUUAUCUGAGGGGAACAGGAAAGCAACAUUAAUGGUUAAAAAACAAUCUUAUUCAAGUCACCCAGACAGAUUCACUGAUUAUUGUCAGGUCCUGAGUAGAGAGAGUCUGACUGGACGUUGUUACUGGGAGGUGGAGUGGAGAGGAGGUGGAGUUGGUGUAGGAGUCACAUACAAGAAUAUCAGCAGAGCAGGGGAUGAAAGUGUAUUUGGGCGCAAUGACAAAUCUUGGGUGCUGGAUUGUGGAAAAACCUGUUAUAAGUUCUGGUUCAACAACAUCAGCACUCCUGUCUCAGGUCCUCAGUCCUCCAGAGUAGGAGUGUACCUGGAUCACAGUGCAGGUAUUCUGUCCUUCUACAGCGUCUCUGAAACCAUGACUCUCCUCCACAGAGUCCAGACCACAUUCACUCAGCCUCUCUAUGCUGGACUUCGGCUUCCUUGGCCUUUUGGAGACACUGCUGAGUUCUGUAAACUCAACUAGACAGAAGUCAUUUAAGAAACAGUGGAUUAAAUUCUGUUUUCAUUCUUAAACGUAUUUUGUCAUCCCCAUUCUCUCUCCUCCCUUUCCUGCCAGUCUAAAGCUGCUCUAUAAUAAAUGCAAAAGCCCUAAAGAAUAAUGUUUGUUUUUUUUAAAGUAUACUUCUCUGUGCUCUCCAUGUUAGCUCGAUAUAUGUACCAAUGCACUCAUAAGUUGUUGUUUCUCUUCCACUGCAUGGAUUUUAAGAGAGAAAACACCACAGCCUCCUUUAUCACAGAUAUUUUGCUUUGUUUUUAUAUGUAGUCAACCUGUUAACUUAGGUUCAGAAGCAGAACCACGCCUCAACCACACCUCUAAUCACCUGCCAAGCCUACUUAUGCGGGGUCAACCCAUCUUACCCUGUUUGUCUCAAGAUUUCUCGACCCACCCUCCCUUUCCCUUCCCUUCAUCAUUCCAUCUUCCGACCUCAUCCCUACCCUCAUCCCUUCACCCCUUCCUUCCUAUUCAAUCCGGUGUAUAUCUCUUCCAUGUCUCAUUCUAGGCACUGUCUGGGGGCCAGUGAUCAGCUCGGGUGGAUAUAUAUGCCUGAGCCGGAACCCCCACACUGAGUCUCCCUCCGCCUGGUCUUCUAUACAUCCUCCCAGACCAGCCUAACAGAUGACAUCUUCCCUCUACCUCACCCACAUCCAUUCAUCUAUUCUCAACAUUCAAUAACUCCUGUAUUUCAUUAAACCUUCAAACGACAUAUUGUUGUGGCGUGGUUCUUGCUAGUGAAAAAAGAUUUAAGGUGAACUAUAAUUACAUUUACAUUUAUUUGUCAGACCAAAUGUUGUUGCCCAAAGUGUAUACAAAUAAGGUACGAUGACAUGUUAUAAACACUGAUUGUGCGGCUGAAGUGAAUCUGUACACGAAAUCAGUGAAAGUGAAUGAUUUAACAGACUUUACUGAUGUGAUGUGAGAACAAAGUGAACAUAAUGAAUAA